CCGUGAAGAAAUCGGUUCUUUUUGGAAUACGAAGCUGACACCGCGUGGUGUUUUUGCUGUCGGUUCUCCAUUUAUUUUCCUUUUGUCGCUUGGAAAAUAAACAAAUCCUGCCAAGAUGAGUCUGUACAACUUCAAGAAGAUCAUGGUGGUUCCGCCAGCCAAGGACUUUAUCGACAUUAUGCUGUCGAAGACACAGCGUAAGACCCCGACGGUGGUCCACAAGGGCUACAAGAUAUCCAGAAUCCGGGCGUUUUACACUCGCAAAGUGAAGUACACGCAGCAGAACUUCCACGAUCGUUUGUCGCAGAUCAUUCAGGACUUUCCCAAGUUGGACGACGUGCAUCCCUUCUAUGCCGAUUUGAUGAACGUUCUGUACGACAAGGAUCAUUACAAAUUGGCUUUGGGUCAGCUUAAUACGGCCAGGCAUUUGGUGGAUAACGUUGCCAAGGAUUAUGUGCGCCUGCUGAAAUACGGAGAUUCGCUGUACCGCUGCAAGCAGCUGAAGAAGGCGGCCCUGGGUCGCAUGGCCACCAUCAUGAAGCGCCAGGCCUCCAACCUCACUUACCUCGAGCAAGUGCGUCAGCAUCUUUCGCGUCUGCCCACCAUCGAUCCCUAUUCGCGUACCAUCAUCAUCUGCGGCUUCCCCAACGUGGGCAAGUCCUCGUUUAUCAACAAGAUCACACGUGCCGAUGUGGAGGUGCAACCUUAUGCCUUCACCACCAAAUCCCUGUACGUCGGCCACACAGACUACAAAUACCUCCGCUGGCAGGUGAUUGACACACCCGGAAUCCUGGAUCAUCCGUUGGAGGAACGCAAUGUUAUCGAAAUGCAGGCCAUUACUGCCUUGGCGCAUUUGCGCGCCUGCGUCCUGUACUUCAUGGAUAUUUCAGAGCAGUGCGGUCACUCCUUGGAGGAACAGGUCAAGCUGUUCGAGAGCAUCAAGCCUCUGUUCACCAACAAGCCUCUGAUCCUGGCCAUCAACAAGAUCGACAUUCUUACACCCGAGGAUUUGCCAGAGGAGCGUAGAGAGAUCAUCACCAAGCUGCAGGAGGACAAAAACAUACCCGUGAUGCUCAUGUCCACCGUUCAGGAAACCGGUGUCAUGGAGGUGAAAACCGAGGCUUGCGAGCGUCUGCUAUCGUACCGUGUAGACCAGAAGAUGCGCACCAAGAAGGUGGACAACAUCUUGAACCGCCUGCAUGUGGCCAUGCCAGCGCCUCGAGAUGACAAACUCCGCACUCCCUGCAUCCCAGAAAAGGCUUCGGCCCGUCUCCAACAGAAUGCCGAGAAGGCGGAGCGCAAACGCAAGCUGGAGAAGGAGAUCGAGGAGGAGAUGGGCGACGACUAUACGCUGGACCUCAAGAAGAACUACAGCGAAAUUCCCGAGGACGAGCGUUACGAUGUUAUUCCCGAGUUCUGGCAGGGACACAACAUUGCCGACUACAUCGAUGCCGACAUUUUCGAGAAGCUGGAGGAGCUGGAGCGCGAGGAGGGUCUGCGGGAGGAGAGCGGCAUUUACACAGUGCCCGAUAUGUCAAUGGACGAGACGCUCAAGGAGAUCCGCGAGAUGGCCAAGCAAAUUCGAGGCAAGCGUUUCGAGCUGCGCGACGAGAAGCGUCUGUCGUCGCGAAAGAACAAGCCGGUUAUUCCCAGAAACAAGCAGCCCAAGGUGCGCGACCGUUCCGUACAGAAGCUGGUCUCCACAAUGGAGGGCCUGGGUGUGGAUAUGUCUGGCAGCGAGAACGCCAAUUUCACCAAGUCUGUCGUGGAUCUGCGUCGCGGCCAGGUAGCCGUUGGAUCCAAGAAGGUGCCUAUGCAACCGCUGCUCGACAAGGAGUCAUCGGCCGUGGUUCGCAAGACUGGUCUGCCACUGAAGCGGGCGCCGUCGCGCGACUCUCUGGGCAUCAAAAACCUGGCCAUCCGCAAGAAGGCACAGAUCAUGGCCAAGCGGGACAUUGCCAAGAAGGUCACAAGCAGGGGUCUCAAGGGAGAGGCGGAUCGCUUCAUCGGCACCAAGAUGCCCAAGCAUUUGUAUUCCGGCAAGCGUGGAAACGGCAAGACGGAUCGUCGUUAAGUGGCGUGGCCUUGGCUGGUUAAGUGAUUCUACCUGGUGGGCUCGCCCGCUCCUCUGUAUAAACUAAGCGAUCUAUCUUUAUCCUAUAUAACAUUUUUAAAUACAUGAUUGUAUUUUUACAAAACA
This is a messenger RNA of Drosophila ficusphila, 2200 nucleotides long. RefSeq names its product nucleolar GTP-binding protein 1 (gene Non1). Gene Ontology annotation, cellular component: nucleolus. The record is from RefSeq and is a predicted model, not a curated record. Gene Ontology annotation, molecular function: GTP binding; RNA binding; GTPase activity. The coding region runs from base 116 to 2074 and encodes 652 amino acids. Gene Ontology annotation, biological process: ribosomal large subunit biogenesis. The transcript is spliced from 3 exons. Lineage: Eukaryota; Metazoa; Arthropoda; Insecta; Diptera; Drosophilidae.